This is a messenger RNA of Ooceraea biroi (clonal raider ant), 833 nucleotides long. Its product is annotated as COMM domain-containing protein 7. Lineage: Eukaryota; Metazoa; Arthropoda; Insecta; Hymenoptera; Formicidae. The record is from RefSeq and is a predicted model, not a curated record.
CUGUCAACAUGUUCAGAAUUAUCUGUUAUAAUAGUUAUUUCAACGCAAUUUGCAGUUUUCCCCUAGGAUGGAAAAUGAAAAAUGAAAAUUUCUUCAUCUCAGCAGCAAAUCAUAACGUAAAAGUUCACGUGAAAUUUUCAUUUUCCAUCCUAGGGAAAAAGUUACGUGAUAGAUGCCCUGGUCUGAAAGACCCUAGGAUUAACAGGAGUGACAGCAGAGCCCCUGGUGGAAUAAGAAUAAACUACAGAUACUGUCUGUCUAAUCUGAAAGAAGAACUAGUGGUACAACUUGACACUUGAUCAGUUGAAACUGUAUUUUCCAGCAACGAUUCAAGAGCGAGUUUUAAUUACUAAACAAGAAGUUGCAUUAUUAUACAUCUGCGUGAAUACUGAACUUUUGCUUAAAAGCGAGAGUUGAUCAUGUCGCAAAACGUCUAAUUCCAGAAAAUGGAAAAGGAUAUCAGUAAGAUACUUGAUGUGUCAUGGAGAUUUGGAGUGACUGCAGCAAGCAAUGACUCUGACAAUGUAGCAAAGUCAUUUCUGCAACUUAAAUUAAGUCUCGAUAAUGAUGGUAAAAUCAAGAAUGUAUUCACCGAAAUGACAAUAGCACAAUUUUAUAAAUUCUUGCACGACUUGGAAAAAGCAAAAUGUAAUCUUGAUCUGUUAUUGUAAAUAUAUAUAUAUAUAUAUAUAUAUAUAUAUAUACGUGCAUUAAAAUAUUAUAUUUAAUUAUCAUUCAGGUAUACUACACUGACAAAUCAUACAAUUAUCCUUGAAAACUUUUUUAAUUCUAUAGUCUUACAUUACUUGAAAUAAAAACAAUUCUUCAUCUUA